CUAUUCUCUCGUCUAUGGUUGUCAGUUUGUGAGAAGUCGUAAUUGCUUAUCAUUCUCGAAUUUGUUUGAAGAAAUUAAAAUAUUUUAUAUUAAAACCAAAAUGAGUUCUGUUCGCGUUGUAAACGAUGAAUCACAUUUUCAAACUGAAUUAGCUAAUGCAGGAACUAGACUAGUAAUCGUAGAUUUUACAGCAAGUUGGUGUGGACCAUGCCAAAGGAUAGCACCUAUUUUUCAGCAAUUAGCAUCAAAAUAUGCAAAAGCUCUUUUUCUGAAGGUUGAUGUGGACAACUGCCAAGAAACUGCUGCAGCACAAGGCGUUUCAGCAAUGCCAACGUUUAUGUUUUUUAGAAAUCGAACUAAAAUUGAUCGCCUUCAAGGGGCUGAUUCUGCUGCCUUAGAAACUAAAAUUCAGCAAUAUUAUACUGAAGAAGAGGGUGAAGGUGAAGGAAUUGGUGGACAUAUGGAUUUGCAACCAUUUAUUUUAAAAUCAAGUUAUGAAUGUUUGAAUGAAAGCGAUGAACAUCCCUUUUCUAAUUGCUUACAAGCAGGAGACAGUUAUUUACAGUCAGACUGUGAUGAACAGCUAAUUUUAUCAUUAUCGUUUAAUCAGUCAGUUAAAAUUCAUAGUCUCAAAAUUAAGGCUCCUAAAGAUAAAGGUCCAAAAACAUUAAAAAUAUUUAUUAACCAACCUCGUACACUAGACUUUGAUAUGGCAGACAGUUACACCAGUGUUCAAGAUUUAGUACUUACACCUGAAGAUUUAGAAGGAAAUCCAAUUAAUCUUCGUUACGUGAAAUUCCAAAAUGUUCAAAAUUUCCAGUUGUUUGUUAAGGACAAUCAAUCUGGUGGUGACAUUACUCAAAUAAAUCAUUUAGCCAUCAUUGGAUCACCCAUCAACACCACAAAUAUGGGAGAUUUCAAAAGAGUUGCAGGAAAAAAGGGUGAAAGUCAUUAAAUAGUAAAAUUUAUAAAGAAUAAUAUAUUUCUAACCUUUCAAAAAUAUCAAAUUGAAUUUUUUGGUUCCAUAAAAUAAAUUCGUCAAAACUGCAUAACA
Agrilus planipennis (emerald ash borer) is the source of this 1054-nucleotide messenger RNA. Its product is annotated as thioredoxin-like protein 1. The coding region runs from base 101 to 955 and encodes 284 amino acids. NCBI's taxonomy places the organism in Eukaryota, Metazoa, Arthropoda, Insecta, Coleoptera, Buprestidae. The record is from RefSeq and is a predicted model, not a curated record. The transcript is spliced from 6 exons.